AUGCCGGCAUGGAGCGCGCCCAACCGCGCGGGCGGUGGCGGCUAUGGUGGCAGUGGCUCGGGUUCGGCGUCCUCGGGGAACUCGCACGAGUGGAAGAAGGACCCGUCCGGCCGCUGGCACUACAUCGGGCCCGGCAAUGCGCAGGGCAAUCGGGGACACGACGCCUCCGUGCAGCAGCAAUCGCGUACCUGGCAGUGCUCGCACUGCCACUCCACCAACCACUCGCCGAAGACCUGCUCCGUGUGCGGCCUCCGGCGCAGCUAUGCUGCUGUCGCUGCUUCGGCCGAUCCGGCGGCGUCCGCGCCUCCGCCGAAGCCGUCUACCCGCGCCCAGCUCGACCAGAUCACCCAGUCGCUCCAGUCGACGCUGGCCGAUGUCCAGGCGCGUGUCGCGGCUCCCAGGGCGGGUGCGCCUGCUGCCCCCCCGGAUGCCGCGGCCCCGGCUUCCGCCCCGACGCGGCCCGAGCUUGUCAAGAGGCUCAAGCGCUACGAGGCCGCCCUCGAGAUCUACAAGGACGACACGGCCGACCCAGAGCAUGCGCGACUCACGCAGCAGAUCUCCGAUGUGAAGGCCGAGAUCUCUGCCCUCAAGCCGCUUGGUGCGAAGCUGGAUGGUGCCCGCCAGGCCCUCCAGCGUGCGUCGGCGCGGCGCGAGGAGGCCGACAAGGCCUUGGCUGCUGCCACGCUCCUCCGCGAUACCGCCGAGGCGGAGGAGGCUUCGGCGAAGGAGGCGGUUGCUGCCCUGGAGUCCCAGGUCUCGCCCCUCGACAACACGGAUCUCAUGACGUCGAUUCAGGCGCAGUUGCAUCAGCUGAUCGGCGCGCUCAAGUCCGACCCCGGCGUCCAUGCCACGCACAUCGCGAAUGCGGAGAAGCACGUCCACGACCUCUUUGCCGGCUUCCAGUCGGUUUUUCAGCAUGCGAAGGACUGCCACGCCCACCAGGAGAAGGUUGCGGGCCUUGCGGAGGGCCGCCCGCCCUACCGCCACGUUGGGAAGCAUCCGCUCCCGACGUCGCUGCCCGAGCCCUCUGUCCCCUCGCACCGGGUCCGGCAGAAUGGCAAACAGCCUCCCAAGGAGGUCCCGGACGAUGUCUUCCGGCGUCCUCGCACUCGCCAGGCGCCUCGCCGCUCCCGGAGCCGCGGCCAGAGCGCGGUCGCUUCAGCGAACGUCAAGACGUUGGAUCCUGCUGGUGUUCGUCGCGCCAAGAAGCUUGGCCUGAACACUAGUAGCAAGAUGGAGUACCUGGACGGUGCUCUCGCCGCCGCUGGCUACAACAUCAUUGGCGUGCAAGAGUCUUGUGUGGGUGGCGACGUCACCCGGGAGCAAACCCAGUACGUCGUCUACACUUCUGGCGCCACGCCAGAGGGACACUUCGGAGUUGAAUCUUGGAUGGCGCGCUCCCUCGUUCUGGGUGCCCGUGUGCAGCCUCAGGCCAUCUCUCCCCGACUAUUGGUGGUGAGGCUUGAUAGUUCACAGUGUUCUUUCACACAUGCGGUUGCCCACGCACCUGUUCAACAAGCUUCUGAUGCCGACAGGUCGGCCUUCUGGGACUCCCUCAAGGCCGCCUUGCAUGCCAUUCCGCCUGCACGCAUGGUGUUUCUCUCCAUCGAUGGUAACGCCACGCUCGGCUCCAUCCCGUCUUCGGCCAUCCCGUUUCCAGACGGUACGGCCGAGAACAACAACGGCAGGUGUUUGCGGGAAGCCACGGAGGAGGCCGUGUUGGUCCUGUCCUCAAUGGCCACACCCGAGGUCCUCCCAACGUGGUUCGGAGGUCUCGUGCAGCACGAGGGCCGUCGUAACGACUACGUGGCCGCUUCCAUGGACGUUGCUGACUACUUCGUCCAGGCGGGCGUCGACCACAGCGUGCAUCUCAGCGGCAAGAACUCGAUCGACCACUUGCUCACUUACGCCGAGUUCCUUGUGCCCUGCCCUGCAAGGGGGGGGAAGCAGUGCCACCAUCCGGCUUCAGCCCGGCUGAGCCGUUCUUUGAUAGCCGACCCUGAGCGCCAGCUUCGUUUCCAGCGGUACCUCUGGGAACGUCUUGCUCGUGUUCUCGCUGGCCCAGCGGACCCCGAAGCUCUCCACGACCGGGUCGUGGCCCUCAUGCGCGACGCCCAAGACACCUGCUUCUCCGUCACUGACGCCAGUGGCAACCUUCUGACCGACGACUUGGGCAUCGACCAGCGGUGGACUGAGCACUGGUGCCAGCACCUCGCUGGCAGCACCCUCCCGUUCUCCGAGUUGUUGGUUGCCGACUCCGCCGAAUCUGUUGCACCUGACGUUCCGCGUGCACCGCCGUUGUCGCUCGACUACGUCGAGUCCCUCCUUCGGGUUUCCAAGGGGCGCAAGGCCACUGGGCCUGAUGGUGUGGGCCCUGCUGUAUGGAAGGCAGGCGGUGAGCCGGCCGCAUUGCUCAUGCAGGCUGUCCUCAACUCCACCCGCGCGCAUUGCAAGGCCCCCACUCUCAUGAAGGGCGGCCGCAUGCAGGAUCUGUGGAAACGCAAGGGCGAGCGCACCGACACUGCGAACAGUCGCGGUCUCCUCAUCCAGACCCACGCGGGCAAGGUGCACGGGGCCACGCUGAAGGACGCAAUAGAACCUCACUGCCCCCGCGCCGUCGCCGACACGCAGUGCGGUGCCAUCGCAGGCCGCGGGACGGCUGCCGCCGGGCUCACUGCCGAGCUGCACGCCGACAUGUGCCGCUCCCGUCGGCAAUGCUUCGUCCGUCUCUUCGUCGACCUGACCGCUGCCUUUGACACGAUUUGUCGAGAGUUGGCGAUGGUUCAACCUACUGACGACCCUGAUCGUGUUCGUGCCGCGCUGAGUGGUGCGGACUUCCCCAUGGCCGUGCAGGAGCAGGUGACCGAAUUUAUCCAGACGCAUGGUAAUCUUCUGCGCGCCGCCGGUGUUCCUGCUGACGCGGCUGCCCUGGUCGCCGACAUGCACGCGAACACGUGGCUCACCGUGCAGAAGGGCGUGAUGAAACCGGACGCCAUGGUCGUUCGCACCACCAAGGGCGCGAGGCAGGGUUGCAAGAUUGGGGCUUUAAUUUUCAACGUGAUUUACGAGUAUGCUCUGAAGAAGGUCCGACAGCGGGCUCGCGAUGCUGGUCUCGUACUUCUCGUCGAUGCUGCUGCAGGCCAGUGCCCUUGGCGCAUCUCUCCUGAAGCCCUCCCAGCGAGUCCGACCGCUGCGCCCUACCCGGGCGUUUCUGCGGACCUCUUCGACAUCGCAUUCGUGGAUGACGUCCUCUUCAUGUUGAUGUGUGCCAGCCCUGCUCUGGCCUCCAUGCAGGCCAGCAUGCUGCUGGAGAUCGUCAUCGACGCAUUCGCCGAGUGCGGCCUCCAGUGCGACCUGAAGGAGGGCAAAACGGAAGUCUUCUUGCACCUGGUAGGCAAAGAAUCUCGCCGAGUACGCUCCUCCCUGUAUGACCCCGAGCUCAAGCGUCACAUGCUGCGCACGCCGGACGCCUCCCGAGCAGUGGUUGUGACGAACCGCUACAAGCACGCGGGCACAGUCCGCACAGUGAACGGCUCCUACGUCGCCGAUGCGCGUGCUAAGGCCACUUCCUGUUUGCAGGCCUAUUACCCUCUGGCGCACCGCGUCUACGGCAACUACGACAUAGAUCUGCGCACGAGGCUCUCCCUCGCAGAUUCGCUCUGCUUCUCGAAGCUGUGGUUCGGCACCGAGACAUGGCUGAACCCUUCUCCCGACGCCGUUCGGCAUCUUCACAGCGCUCGCAUGCGCGUGCUUCGUCAGGUGGCCAACCGCUGCCGGUUCAAGCGGUCCGGACACGGCUCGGGCCGGGAGGUGCUAAGGGAGUUGCACGUGUUGCCCACGGACCUGAUCCUCUUGCAGAAGCGAUUAGUGGCUGCUGCUACCACUUACGCGCGUGGCCCCGCUAUUUUACGUGCGCUCCGGCUGCAGCCGGGCACGAAUGCUUCGGCAGCUCUGGCCGACGAUCUGAGUUGGGCGUGGCAG
This is a messenger RNA of Prorocentrum cordatum, 3981 nucleotides long. Lineage: Eukaryota; Dinophyceae; Prorocentrales; Prorocentraceae. The record is from the annotation of a GenBank genome assembly.